Histoplasma capsulatum G186AR is the source of this 1722-nucleotide messenger RNA. RefSeq names its product sphingosine-1-phosphate lyase. The coding region runs from base 1 to 1722 and encodes 573 amino acids. NCBI's taxonomy places the organism in Eukaryota, Fungi, Ascomycota, Eurotiomycetes, Onygenales, Ajellomycetaceae. The transcript is spliced from 4 exons. Gene Ontology annotation, molecular function: pyridoxal phosphate binding; sphinganine-1-phosphate aldolase activity. Gene Ontology annotation, biological process: carboxylic acid metabolic process; sphingolipid catabolic process. Gene Ontology annotation, cellular component: endoplasmic reticulum. The record is from RefSeq and is a predicted model, not a curated record.
AUGCCCUCCUCUGCGGUUUUUCCUGUCGCCCUUCAGAACAAAUUGAGGUCCACCAGCAGGUCCACCUCGAUCAUCUUUUCCUCUGCAAGCCUCAACCUAGUUCGCAAUCUUGUCUUCUUUCUCUUUAUUCUUCGCUUAGUCCGCAGAUCCUUCUACACCGUCCGCGGCCAUGGCCUCAUUGGCACCGUUUACAAUGCCUGCUCCUAUAUGCGCCUCAUAUUCUACUCUCUCUACCUCCGCACUCCCGGCGUCCGCAGAAAGGUAGACAAACAAGUGUCAACCGCCCUAACAAAGUUGGAAGCCAAGCUCGUUCCGCAGACCCCUGGCAUCCUUAAAAACCCUAGCCUGCCUAAACAGGGCUGGAGUCAUGGUCACAUUCGCGCGGAACUAGAUAAACUUGCUGGUAUGGAGCAUACCAAGUGGGAGGAGGGAAGAGUGAGCGGUGCUGUUUACCAUGGCGGGGAGGAUUUGAUUGGACUGCAGACGACUGCUUUCCACCGGUUUGCCGUUUCUAAUCCAAUCCAUCCUGAUGUCUUUCCUGGUGUGAGGAAAAUGGAGGCGGAGGUGGUGGCUAUGGUGCUUGGACUGUUCAAUGCGCCGGAAGGCGCUGCAGGUGUGACGACUGGUGGAGGCACUGAGUCGAUUCUCAUGGCCUGUUUGUCUGCGAGACAGAAAGCUUACGUCGAGCGACGAGUUACGGAGCCAGAGAUGAUCAUUCCCUACACGGCUCAUGCGGCUUUCAACAAAGCGAGCCAUUAUUUUGGAAUCAAGCUUCACAUGGUCCCUUGUUCCGCUCCCGACUACAAAGUCGACAUUCGCGCAGUCCGCCGCCUCAUCAACCCAAACACAAUCCUCCUCGUUGGCUCGGCGCCAAACUUCCCGCAUGGCAUAGUCGAUGACAUCCCAGCCCUCUCCCGCCUCGCCCUCAAGCACAAAAUCCCUCUUCACGUCGACUGCUGCCUGGGCUCCUUUGUCAUCGCCUUCCUUAAACGCGCCGGCUACCCCUCCCCUUACGAGGAACAAGGCGGCUUCGACUUCCGCCUUCCAGGCGUCACUAGCAUCAGCGCUGACACGCACAAAUACGGCUUCGCCUCCAAGGGCAGCUCCGUCGUCCUCUAUCGCAACCGCGCCCUGCGCAGCUACCAAUACUUCAUCCUCCCCACCUGGUCUGGCGGCGUCUAUGCCUCGCCUUCCAUGGCUGGCUCGCGGCCCGGCGCCCUCAUCGCCGCCUGCUGGGUCAGCCUCAUGGCCUUGGGCGAAUCCGGGUACAUCGACUGCUGCCACCAGAUCAUGGCUGCGGCCCGCACGUUCGAACAGGCAAUCCGCGAACAUCCAGCCCUCUCCACCGCGCUCGCCGUCAUAGGCAAGCCCAGUGUCAGCGUCGUCGCGUGGCAAUCUGCGACGCCGGAAAUCGACAUCUACGACAUUGCCGACGCGCUAUCGGCUAAAGGCUGGCAUCUCAAUGCGCUCCAAACCCCGCCCGCGAUCCAUGUGGCGUUCACAGUGCCCACGGCGGCGGCUGUGGAGAAGCUUAUUGCGGAUCUUGUCGCUGUUGUUGAGCAGGAAAAAGCGAAGGUGGCGGAGCGGAAGAAGCUGGGGCUGAAGGUUGAGAAGGAGAGGGGUGAUGCGUCGGCACUGUAUGGGGUUGCGGGCAGUAUUCCGGACAAGAGCAUUGUGAGUAGGCUUGCGGAGGGGUUUUUGGAUACGUUGUAUCUUGCUUGA